Cyprinodon variegatus (sheepshead minnow) is the source of this 3564-nucleotide messenger RNA. RefSeq names its product ADAMTS like 2 (gene adamtsl2). Bases 137 to 2638 code for a protein of 833 amino acids. NCBI's taxonomy places the organism in Eukaryota, Metazoa, Chordata, Actinopteri, Cyprinodontiformes, Cyprinodontidae. Gene Ontology annotation, cellular component: extracellular matrix. The transcript is spliced from 16 exons. The record is from RefSeq and is a predicted model, not a curated record. Gene Ontology annotation, biological process: extracellular matrix organization.
UAUCCCUCCUCACUCCACACUGACAGCAGCUCUCAUCCCCACAGCCCAGCGCUGCUGAAGCAUUCAGACUCACACACAGACUCUGAGUGGCAUCUCCAGCUCUCUCCAGGAAGCCCUUGGACUGCUGCAGGCGAGGAUGAGGGUGUGGUCAUGGGAGCUGUUUGGGGAGACAGGUGUGGUCCUCCUCGGCUUUCUGACGCUGGCCACGUCUGUAGGGAACCUCUCCUCCAGAGGCCUGCAGUGUCCCGUGUCCCCGUCCCUGUCUUCAGAUGAUUACGUCCAUAUCUCCAGCAACCCCUGUGACCUCCACUGCACCACCACCGACGGCCAGAGGCAGCUGAUGGUGACGGCGCGAGACGGCACGUCCUGCAAGUACAGCAGCUACCGGGGCGUCUGUGUGGAAGGUACGUGUGAGCCGAUCGGCUGCGACGGCGUUCUGUUCUCAUCCAACACUUUGGAUAAGUGUGGCGUUUGCCGGGGAGACGGCAGCAGCUGCAGCAGAGUCACCGGCAACUUCCGGCGAGGAGCCACCACUCUGGGUUAUUCUUUCAUCACCCAAAUCCCUGAGGGGUCCUGGGAUAUCCAGAUCAUCGAGAGGAAAAAGUCAGCCGACGUUCUCGCGGUGACCGACCAGGCGGGAAACUUCUUCUUUAAUGGCGCCUACAAGCUGGAUAGUCCCCAGAACUUCCAUGCAGCAGGAACCAUCUUUAAAUACAGACGGCCCAUGGACGUGUAUGAGACCGGGAUUGAGUACAUCGUUGCCAAAGGUCCCAUCGACCAGGCGAUAAAUAUUCUGGUGUGGAACCAGAACGGCCGAACGCCUUACAUCACCUACGAAUACACUGUCCUGCGGGACUCCCUGCCUCCUGUUCCUCCUCCUCCGGUCUACACGGGAUCAGACGCCUCAGCUGGUGAGGCGUCUAUGGAAGAAGAUGGCGUCACGCCCCCUAAUGCCAGUGUUUAUGACCAGGACGUCCCAGGAGGCCAUUUUGGGACGGAUGAGGCAGAUGGACAGAAGGGUCAGGAGACCAACGAGGUGUUUGAAGAGACCACAGCAAUCGACUGUGAUGAGGACAAAGCGGGCGUACCCAAAGCUCCAGGGAACCAAAGCAACAGCACCAUCAAACCUCCCCCUGCGGGUGGACCUCUGGACUCUGCUCCAGACUCCACCAACCUCAUCUGGAGGGUCCUGCUGGACGGACGGAUGAGUCCAGACGAGCUGCUGAUCAACAUCUCCACCAAUCAGCUGCUGACGGAGGGGGACGCUCUGUUCCCACCCGGGAUGGGCCUGAGCGACCCGGAGCGGGACGACCCGCUGGACCUGAACGAGACCCUGGAGUUCGCUCUGGGACACAGAGGCAACGACAGCGGAGACGACCAGAACAGAACCGCCCAGACGGGCGCGGGCCGUUCCAACAGAACCAGGGGGAAUCAAAGGUUUUACCAGAAGAACCUGAAGCUGAGUGCUGCUGACAUGUACCGCUGGAAACUUUCAUCCCAGGAGCCCUGCAGCAUGACCUGCUCUAUAGGCGUGUCCAAGUCCUUUGUCACGUGUGUUCGCUACGAUGGGGUGGAGGUCCAUGAUAUGUACUGUGAUGCUCUGACCAAACCGGAACCGGUCCAUGACUUCUGCAUUGGUAGAGAGUGUCAGCCGAGGUGGGAGGCGAGCAGCUGGAGCGAGUGCUCCCGGACCUGCGGGGAGGGAUUCCAGUUCCGUCAGGUGCGCUGCUGGAAGAUGCUCUCUCCAGGCCUGGACAGCUCGGUCUACAGCGACCUCUGCACCAUGGCUGACCUGGAGAGGCCGUUGGAAAGGCGAGCCUGUAAGAGCCCCACCUGUGGCCCCCAGUGGGAGGUAGCAGAGUGGACUGAGUGCCCUGCUAAAUGUGGACGUAAGGCUCAGGUGACCCGAGACGUCCGCUGCUCCGAUGAGACCAGACCAUGUGACCCCAUGACCCAACCACCAAACGUAAAGAAUUGCACCGGACCGCCCUGCGAACGCCACUGGACUGUGUCAGAGUGGGGCCCGUGUUCUGGCUCCUGUGGCCAUGGCAGGACGGUCCGCCACGUCUACUGUAAGACCCCAGAGGGCCGUGUGGUUCCUGAGAACCAGUGCCCCCCAGAGAACAAGCCUCUGGCCAUCCAUCCCUGUGGAGAGAGGGACUGUGCUCCACACUGGCUGAGCCAAGACUGGGAGCGGUGCAACACCACAUGUGGCCGUGGCGUGAAGCGGAGGAUCGUCCUGUGCGCCGGCAUCAGCGCAGGAAAGUUCGUCACCUUUGACGAAGAGGCAUGUGGAGCCAACGAGAAGCCUGAAGAGGAAGCCACGUGCUUCGAAAGGCCGUGCUUCAAAUGGUACACCACCCCCUGGUCUGAGUGCACAAAGACAUGCGGCGUGGGAGUGAGGAUGAGGGACGUGAAGUGUUACCAGGGCAGGGAGCUGGUCCGAGGCUGCGACCCGCUCACCAAGCCGGUGGCCAAGCAGACAUGCACCCUGCAGGCCUGCCCCACUGAGCCCCCAGAUGAGAGCUGCCAGGACCGACCCUCCACCAACUGCCUGCUGGCUCUGAAGGUCAACCUCUGCAGCCACUGGUACUACAGCAAGGCCUGCUGCCACUCCUGCCGAGCCGUUCGACCGUAGGCGUCCGGGACACCCCACUGCAGCAUCCAGCUCUCAGCAUCACCAUGAGGAACCACAUGGCGCUUCCUGACCUGAGAGGGGCGCUGUAAUCUUUAUGCAUACCGUGCACAUUCUCCCUUCCUUCAAGCCCGCUCUGAUUAAACCUUUAUCCGGCUUUCCAGUUAAAAUCAUUGUUGAUUAUUUUGUACCCUUUUGUACGGAAGCCCACAGGGGUCGUCUCCCUUUGAUACUUUUUCAUUGUAGAUUUCUCGAGAAAACAAGUGAAUUUUAUCAUUAUCUAAAGAUAACGAAAGCCAUUUUCUCGUGAUUACGAGAUGAAUGGUUUGUGUUAAAACUGAUUACAUCCUUCAAUACCACAACAGUAGGAGAGGAUUUAUAAGUCAUGGCGGCCUAUGUGUAAUUCUGUAAAUAAUCCCGUGUUUAAGUUUUAGGUAACGAGACGAUGUUGCUGGUUUGAUGAUUUGCUUCCACUUCUGAUUCAUAAAGCUGUAUAAAUAUUUUUGCCAUUUACGGGCGGAUUCUCCAGCUGUGUAAGAAUUUUCCGAUCGGGCCAACUUUCAGCCUGAUGGUGCGUAGUGUAGUGUACGGGGGUAACAAGGGCCGAUCUGCCUCUCACGACCACCUCCCCAUCAGGAGUCGUAAGGUCGGGAGAAAACCAAACAUGUUUGAAAUUCAGUCGGCCAUCUUAAGGUGGUCGUGGGCAAAUCGCUCAGUGGGCAAACAAGGAUUCUUCUUCUUCUUCUCAAAAGGAAAACCCAGCAGCAUGGCGGGGGUGCAAGUGAAAUGAAGUUCUUUCUGAAAAACUGACAGACCGUAGUAGCCACGUUAGCUCAGCCAUGUCUUUGUCCAAAUACGUCGUCUCCUUUUCUUUUUAGGGCUUUCAGCACUAAAUUGCCCAAAUAUCCAAGGCAGCGCGUUUCACUCUA